Daldinia childiae is the source of this 2082-nucleotide messenger RNA. RefSeq names its product Calcium channel YVC1. The transcript is spliced from 6 exons. Gene Ontology annotation, biological process: monoatomic ion transport; transmembrane transport. The record is from RefSeq and is a predicted model, not a curated record. Gene Ontology annotation, cellular component: membrane. The coding region runs from base 1 to 2082 and encodes 693 amino acids. Gene Ontology annotation, molecular function: monoatomic ion channel activity. Lineage: Eukaryota; Fungi; Ascomycota; Sordariomycetes; Xylariales; Hypoxylaceae.
AUGCCAAUUCGCGUCAAGUCGCGUCCCUUGACGACCCCGGAUCGUGCCUUGUCGCCUAUUUCUGACCCCACUGAAGUUCCCCUCCCUGAUAUUGCACAUGAAGAUGUCUUCCGUGAUGUCGUUAAGAAGCUUUCUAUAUAUGUAACUGGGGUAGUUUAUUUGCCAAGUACUUUCGAACAACUAAGGACAACAUCGGCCGGUGACGAUCUACACGCCCUUGUUAACCAUCUUAGCACUCGUGUUACCAAUCCCGCAAUCGUAAACGCUUUACUGGCACUGAGAUGGCAUUACGGGUCGAUAAGCGACGGCCGAGGUAUCAGUGAAGCUCGUGCAAAUGCUUGCGAGAUUGUUGCUUGGAGGUUUUUAACUCGUCUAUCUGAGCGGGAAGCUGUCGAGUUUUGUCUCUACGAGAUCCCGGAUGGCAGCCAAAGAGAUACAUCCCCUACCGAUGAGCCUGCAGAUGGUGGUGAAAGCAAUGAGAGUAGCUCUCUACUGCACCGCCCUUCUAGAUCUCCCUCACCAGACCGCCGCUCAGACAAUCGGUUUGGGUCUACGAGACGAAGCCAAUUGUUUCAGUCAAUCUCGAAACUGACUAUAAGCCGGCAUGCUACUGAGGUUGAAGAACUGGAAGAUGACCCUACUGAACCUUUUACGCAUUUGAAUGGUUUAGAAAUAGCGGCUAUUGCUGACGCAAAGAGGUUUCUUAGCCAGCACGUAGUGCAGAAGAUCAUUACAGGCAUUUGGAACGGCGAGAUUAUCUUCUGGGAUCGUCUUUCAGUCCAUUCGGAGAAGAAACCUCGAUUUUACAACCCCAGCACGGCCGACCCUUUCUCGAGACUUCGAGUGCCCAAGUAUCUCAAAGCUUAUGAGGUUGCGUUCUUCGUUGGAUUUUUAAUGUUAUACUAUAGCGUGUUGAUCGAACAGAAUCGUUACGCCAUUACACCUCUAGAAAUACUACUCUACGUCUGGUUCGCCGCCUUCUUCUACGACGAGGUCAGCGAAUAUAUCGAUGCUGGAUCGAUUUUCUAUGCGGCAGAUGUCUGGAAUUUAUUUGAUAUGAUCAUGAUUGCCAUUGGAAUCGUCUUUGCAGUUUUGAGAUUUGUUGGCUUAUAUAGGGCUGAUUAUACCCUUGUGGAUAUUGGAUUUGAUGUCUUGUCGCUUGAGGCCCUCUUCAUGGUACCUAGAGUCUGCUCGAUAUUUAGCUUGUCCCCAUACUGGGGUACUUUAAUACCUUGUCUUAAAGAGAUGGGGAAGGACUUCUUGAAAUUCAUGGUUCUAGUAGUCAUUGUAUAUGUCGGGUUUUUAACAACCUUUUCUCUCGUCGGGAGAGAGGCAUACUCAUUUUCGCACAUGGCCAUGAUCGUUACCAAGAUCUUUUUUGGGUCCAGUUACGUUGGGUUCGAUAUUAUGGAAGAAAUCGAUCCUAUCUUCGGACCUCCUCUCAUGUUGAUAUUUGUCACGCUGAGUUCAAUUUUACUUAUGGGUUCCCUGACGGGUAUGCUCAGUAAUAGUUUCUCGAGAGUGAUUACGCACGCUCGUGAAGAAUAUCUUUAUGUCUACAGCGUAUACGUUCUUGAGGCAUCAACCAGCAACAGGCUCACGCAUUUUUACCCUCCGUUCAAUCUCAUCGCGCUGGGAAUAUUCAGGCCUCUACGUCUAUUCCUACCCUCGGACGAUAAGUUCCGGCAAGCACGUAUCCUGCUUCUCCGGGCAACGCACGCACCAAUCGUCGGAGUUAUUCAGGUCUACGAGUGGUUCACUAAUAAGAUUAACCCCGACGGUUUCGAUAACUUCCGCGGCCCACGACAGAAUUCUUUUAAACGAAACGCCGCACCACCACCUAGUAGACCAGGGAGCAGACCACAAUCGGGAUAUCGACCACGUAUGCCAACACCGCGUGCUACUAGCGCGGAGGUGAUUCAUAAGCCGAGACCUCAGCAGCGAGUUCUUGAGGAUUAUGCUGGAGAUGCACCCAGCGAUGUGGAGGUUCGAAUCUCAGAGUUGGCAGCCAAGAUUGAUCGACUUACUGCUUUGGUUGUUGCGUUACAGUCUGGUGCCGGUAUCGAAACGGUCCGAACUUGA